UUCAAUGCGACAAACGUCAGUGUUAGGCCAAAAUUUGUAGUAUAAAACAAAUUAAAAUUUUUAAAAAUUUGUGAUAAAUUCUGCGGUAAAAUCCUUGUGGUCCAUCUCAAAAAUGUGCAGCCCCUGCUGUAAGGCUUGCAAAGCACCACCAGUGUGUUCAAGCUGUCCUCCGAUGUGCUGCAGUCCGGGCAUAAGCUACUGCAUCUUCGAUCUGGAGAGUGCCGUUUUUGACACCCGUCACGUCUAUCAGAGGGCUGUGGUUGAGCUGGUUUCGAGCUAUAAUAGAACCAUACCCGAACUGGUUCUGAUCCAAUGUGGACCCAUGGAAACGGCUGAGAUGGCGCAGUUGAUUUGCCGCAAGUGCGAUCUUCCCGUGAGCUGGGAGACUUUUCGCUUCCAACUGAAUGAACGCACCUCCGAUCUGAUCGCCAAUCCCACCCUGAUGCCGGGAGUUCAGCGAUUGGUCACCCAUUUGCGCAAAUGUUGUAUGGGACUGGGGUUGGUCACCUCGUGCUCCGAAUCGAUGUACUGCACCAAGAUACGUGGUAGGGAGGAUUUUUUCGAUAACUUCUCAUCGGUGAUCUGUGCAGAUGAUGCGGACCUUAAGGCUCUGAAGCCGGAGCCGGAUGUCUAUCUGAUUGCCAUGUCUCGGCUGGGCGAUGCUGGACCCGAUUGCACCCUGGUCUUCGAUGGCACGCCCAAGGGUGUGCAGGCUGCCACGGAUGCUCGGCUACCCGUGGUAAUGUUGGCCGAAAAGGAGCUUCCCUUCUGCUGGUCGGAGUUGGCCUCGCUGCGCCUGGAAACCCUGGAGGAAUUCGAUCCGGAGGAUUUUAAUAUGCCACCGUACAGUUGCACGGAGCCGCCACCGCGGAAAUCCAAGACAUCAAGUCGUCGUGGCUCCCAAAUAUCUGGAGGAAGUCGCCGGAGCUCCGCGGCUAGAAGAAAAGCUGCUGAGGAUGCGGAGGCCGAUGAGGGAGAAGAGGAGGAAGACGAGGGCGAGGAAGCCGCAUAGUGAUAAAUACCACAUUUUUGUAGAUAAAUUCAAGUCAGUCGAUUUUAUUCUGUUUGAUUACAAAAAUAUUUGAUUUAAUAUUGAUUUAACAAUUAUGAGAAAUUUUUGAAAUUUAA
Molecule: messenger RNA, 1128 nt
Organism: Drosophila biarmipes
Lineage: Eukaryota; Metazoa; Arthropoda; Insecta; Diptera; Drosophilidae
Product: probable pseudouridine-5'-phosphatase
Exons: 2
Coding region: 113-1012 (299 amino acids)
Molecular function (GO): phosphatase activity
Source: RefSeq, a predicted model, not a curated record